Molecule: messenger RNA, 1635 nt
Organism: Dictyostelium discoideum AX4
Lineage: Eukaryota; Evosea; Eumycetozoa; Dictyosteliales; Dictyosteliaceae
Exons: 2
Coding region: 1-1635 (544 amino acids)
Source: RefSeq, a predicted model, not a curated record
AUGAGAUUAAAGGUUGCAUGGAAAGAUUUCAAAUUUGUUAUUCCAACUGGAAAGUCAAAUAAAAUUUCAGAUUUAUUUAAAGAAAUUGCCAACAAAUUUGCAGCUUACUCAACAGAAGAAUUCAUUGUUUCAGAAUUAAAAACUUCUGAUGGUUUUGUUAUUUCACCACAUUAUUUAGUCGAAGAUGCUUUAUUAGAAAAUGAUAUUUUAUUAGUUGUAGAUUUUGAAUCUUGGAAAAAUGAACAAUUUAAAUUAUGUACAAAAAGUUUUGUAUUAUUUGCAUUAGAAAAUUUCCAAGAUGAUAAUAAAUUAAGAGUUAAUAUUGGUUUAAAUACAUUAAAUAAAUUAUUUGUAUCAAUUGGAUUAUAUAAUAAAUUAUAUAGAUUAGAAUUAUUUGAUUCAGCAGAUCUUAAAGCAUUCCAUAAGGAAGGUGAACAUCCAGUUACUCAUUGGGAAGAUGGUAAAGGUAAUGAUGCAAAAGUAAUCUUUGUUGUUCAAGGUGGUAUUGUUACUAAAGUUAAAACUGAAAUUUCAACCGUUUCUUCACCAAAACCAUUAAUUCAAACCAUUGAUAUCAAAUUAAAUGGUACAAAGAUUGAAGCUGGUGAAAUUAAAACCAUUCAAGAAGCUUAUGAACCAUACGAUAGUGAUAGCAGUGUAGUUGUACCAGAGGAAGUUAGAGAAGGUAAAUCUUAUCAAGAUUAUGACCAAUACGAUUAUUACACAACCGAUGGUGGUAAUGGAAGUGAUGCAUCUCAUCAUGCAGUCGUUAUAGGUCCAUCCGAUAUUCGUUUCGAACAAGUUGAUAUCACUCGUUCAGAAAUGAGUAAUUAUGCCACUAGUAAUGGUGGUUUCAUGAAUAGUUUCUUCACUGAUUUCCAAAUUACAAAUAACAAUGCCGAUAGAGUCACCCUUUCAAAGAUUACUGCAGAGUAUCAAGACAAACAAGGUAAAUGGGUACCAUUUACCAAUGCUCUCUUUGGUACUAAAAGAAGUAACCAAAUCAAUGAUUACUCUUGGAGAACUGAUAACAUUUUAAUUCCAUUAGAAUCAAGAGAUACCAUUAAACUUUCAACCAAUACUCGUGUAGAAAUUAAAGGUGUCAAUAGUGAACGUCUUCAACGUAGUCAUCAUUCAUUACCAAAUGAAUUACAUAUUAAAAUUUACAUUCAUGAUGACAAACAAAAUGUAACCACCAUUCCAGUAUUUUACAAGAAUAAAACUGAGGAUCCAGUAACAAUGACAUUGAAAACUCGUCAAGCUCGUGUUGAAAAACCAAUCAUUUUCUUCCAAACUGUUGAUAACUUGGAAACCAAUGUUCGUGGUUGGGUUCAAAUUGUUACCGAUAAAAGUGAUGGUAAAAAUAUCUUCAAUUUCACAUCUAUUUGUUCCAAUAGCUCUCAUUAUAUCUCUCAAGCUGCUUUACACUCUUUUGUCUAUGAUGCAAAGAAAGAAAAUCAAAAGAAAUACAAAAUCAAAAACUAUUGUGCUAGUAACUCUGAUUUCCAAUUAGAAGUCUUUGCAAAUGUAAACUUUGAAACCUCAAAAGUUGAUUCCCUUUGUUUCGAAUUAUCCGAUAAAAAAGGUAUCUCUAAAUCUGUUAAAUAUUUCCCAAUUAAAAAACUAACUGAAUAA